Molecule: messenger RNA, 2578 nt
Organism: Talpa occidentalis (Iberian mole)
Lineage: Eukaryota; Metazoa; Chordata; Mammalia; Eulipotyphla; Talpidae
Gene: AKTIP
Product: AKT interacting protein
Exons: 10
Coding region: 177-1055 (292 amino acids)
Source: RefSeq, a predicted model, not a curated record
GUCCCCGCAGGGCUGCCUGGGCCGGGGGCUGGGUGUGCGGUGCCUGCGGCUGUUCCAGAAGGAAGAGGAGGUUGAGGGCCCGGGUCCCCCGCAGCCCCGCGCCCUGCUGUGUGGGGUGAAGUGACUCUGGAGGAAGCGUUUGAUGACAGACCCCUGGACUUCUCGGAGGGCGCGUUAUGAACCCUUUCUGGAGCAUGUCUGCAGGCUCCGCGCGCAAGCGAUCUGAGGGCGACGAGAAGGCGCUGACGGGGGACGUGAAGACCAGCCCUCCGCGCGCCGCCCCGAGGAAGCAGCUGCCUUCUGUCCCCAAGAACGCUCUGCCCGUGACGAAGCCCGCGUCCCCUGCCCCGGCAGCGCCGCCGACCAAUGGCACGCACGCGUCCUACGGCCCCUUCUACCUGGAGUACUCGCUUCUGGCCGAAUUCACUCUGGUGGUGAAGCAGAAGCUCCCGGGCGUCUACGUGCAGCCGUCGUAUCGGUCGGCGUUAAUGUGGUUCGGCGUGAUCUUCAUCCGCCACGGGCUCUAUCAGGACGGCGUGUUCAAGUUCACGGUCUACAUCCCUGACAACUACCCUGACGGCGACUGUCCGCGCCUGGUGUUUGAUAUCCCUGUUUUCCACCCGCUCGUGGACCCCGCCUCGGGUGAGCUGGACGUGAAGAGAGCCUUUGCAAAAUGGAGGCGGAACCAUAACCACAUCUGGCAAGUGCUGAUGUACGCGCGGAGAGUUUUCUACAAGAUCGAUACGGUGAACCCCCUAAACCCAGAAGCUGCAGUACUGUAUGAAAAUGACGUUCAGCAUUUUAAAAAUAAAGUGGUGGACAGUGUGAAGGUAUGCACUGCGCGUUUGUUUGACCAGCCUAAAAUUGAAGACCCCUACGCCAUCAGCUUCUCUCCGUGGAACCCUUCUGUGCAUGACGAAGCCAGAGAGAAGAUGCUGACUCCCAAAAAGUCUGAAGAGCAGCACAAUAAAAGCGUUCACGUUGCUGGCCUGUCGUGGGUAAAGCCCGGCUCGGUGCAGCCUUUCAGUAAAGAAGAGAAAACAGGAGCCACUUAGGAGCUGGUGACCCGUGCACCACGCACUUUCCUGCUGGACUCUGGCCUAGCACAGCUGACCGGCGGCAGAGGCCCGCCUGUCCGGGGAGUAAACGGCUGAACAAUGACUGCUGUCGUGUUGUCCGUAGAUGCUUAGGUUCUAACAGCAACUUUGGAAACCUCUUUAGCGCGCCACUCUGCGCGCGUCUCCAGGGUGGUUCUCUAGCUCGGUACUCCAAGUCUCUGGGGUCCUUGAGGCUUAAGUAUUUUCCUGAAUAUAAUGCUAAAGGUAAGUUGCAUUCCUUUAAACUAAUGAGCGUAGCGUCCGGCACUAGCGAAUGACUUUUGAACCGGCGGUUUCGGUUGGACAUGAGUUAGGAUGUGGAGGGAGGAGAUCAGGUUCCAUAGCGAUUAGCACUUUGAACCUCAGUCUUCAGCCUCUGUCUUACUGAUUUACAAACUGCUGUCACUGAGGUACAUGUUAGGUGGGUGAGAGGAAACCAGAAAACUGUUCAUAGUUUUGUUUUUUUUUUUUAAAGCAAAUUACUUACUGUAUUUUUUUGGCAGGAGGGAGAGAACGCGUUAAAACGGUUUCUAAUGAAGUCAAAUAUUUAAAAUGAUGAAUGAUUAAUGUGUUUUGUAGAGACAAAAUAAACCAAUAAAUGAUUGUUCUUUGUCAUUUAUGCAGGAAAGUAAGUAUCCUUUUCUCAGUGUAACUAAGCAAAGAUUAAUUUAUAAAUGCUUUAUUGAAAAAUACACUUAUUUUCAUAUAAAAUUACAGUAGCAGUAAGUAUCUUGAGAGUUUGUAUAAAUAUUUUUGCAGAACACUAUUCUAAUUGAACAGUGUAACUUCCAUGUUUCUUUUAGAGCAAUAUGAAGUUACCUAGUAACUCUGUUUAUACUGAUUCAAUUUACAAUUGAAUUUUCUCCCUAAUAAGAUUAUUCAUUCAACUUUAAAACUGCUAGAACAAUAGUGAUUAAUAAAUGUGUAUAUAUAGAUAAUUCAAUGGCUGUUAAAUAACGUUUUCUAAUUUGUAGAAAUGGUACUAUGUACUAAUAAAAACCUAAAUUCACCAACCUAUUUUAAACUGCUAGAACACACUCAAGAUAUUUUUAAAUGUUUUAAAUAUAUCCUCUUAAUAGACACCUGUCUUUUGGACAGCUACCUCCUAAAAGAAGAGGUCAUCAUUUUUCAUAUUAAUCUCCUAAUUCAACUUGAUUUAAAAUCACUACCUGGCCAUCUGACCCUGCACAACAGCAGAGCUUCGGAGAAUCUAAAACACAUGCCCAAAAGGUGGCCCCUGGGGCAGUAACAGUUUGUAAAAAGUACAAAAGCACUAAGGAAGAUACUGUCGAGCUUAGAAGUUACGUUUACAUUAGAAGUUUUAUACUACCAAGGUUCACAUUGUAGAAAGUGCCAUUGCGAUAUACAGCAAAAUCUGGGUUACAAAACCAUGCUUCUUCCAGCCCUAAAGUGCCACUUCCUGACCACACUCACAAGCACAGGGCCCACGGGCCGUGCCCAGUAGGAGGGGCGGGGAGGAG